GCGCCGCCUCCGGGGCAGGGGCGACGAUGACGUCAGGGGCGGGCGGGGCGGCGGCUGCUGGGGGACAAAUGUCGCGGAGGGCGGUCCCGGUCGCAGUGACACGGAAGGAACCGGGUGCUGCCUGCGGUCUCUACGUAGCGAUCUGAGCCCUCCCUCGCCUAGAAGCAGCCGGGAUGGCGGGCGGGGGUGCUCCGUGAGGACGGACAGCGGAGCAGGGGCCUCUGCCUGUGUUCUAUUCUACUUUCCUAAGUGAUCUGUGACGUGUGUCUGGACCGAACAUUCAAUAAUGAGUGGUGCAGCACUUGGCCUUGAGAUUGUAUUUGUCUUUUUUCUGGCCUUAUUCCAACUUCAUCGGUAUGGGGACUUCAGGAAACAGCAUAGACUGGUGAUCAUAGCAACAUUAUUAGCUUGGUAUCUUUGCUUUCUUAUUGUAUUCAUACUGCCUCUGGAUGUCAGUACGACUAUUUAUAAUCGCUGCAAACUUGCUGUUAACUCCAGCCCUGCAGAAAGUAAUGGCUCAUAUGUUACACUUGCUCCAAGUAAGCAAAAAUGUUUCAAACCAUGGAGUUACAUUCCUAAUGGAAUUAUGCCGAUUUUCUGGCGUGUUGUAUACUGGACGUCACAGUUUUUGACAUGGAUUCUGCUUCCUUUCAUGCAGUCAUAUGCUAGAUCAGGAGGGUUCUCCAUUACUGGAAAGAUUAAAACUGCAUUGAUUGAGAAUGCAAUCUAUUAUGGCACUUACUUGUUGAUUUUUGGAGCAUUUUUAAUAUAUGUGGCUGUAAAUCCAAACUUCAAUUUACAAUGGAAUCAACUACAGACUAUUGGGAUAGCUGCUGCAAACACAUGGGGUCUCUUUCUUCUUGUGUUGCUUUUGGGUUAUGGUUUGGUGGAAAUUCCUCGAUCUCACUGGAAUGGGGCCAAGAGGGGAUAUCUACUCAUGAAGACAUAUUUCAAAGCUGCCAAACUUAUGACGGAAAAAGCAGAUGCAGAGGAGAAUUUAGAGGAUAUUAUGGAGGAGGUCCGUAAAGUAAGUGAGAGUAUCAAGUAUAACCACCCUUUGAGAAAAUGUGUUGAUACAAUACUGAAAAAGUGUCCUACUGAGUAUCAGGAGAGAAUGGGUAGGAACAUGGAUGAUUAUGAAGAUUUUGAUGAAAGACAGAAUAGUUACCCAAGUGAAAAAAGUUUGGUCAAACUUCACAAGCAGGUAAUCUAUUCAGUACAGAGACAUCGUCGCACGCAGGUUCAGUGGCAGAUUCUUCUAGAGCAAGCGUUUUACCUAGAAGAUGUGGCAAAAAAUGAAACCAGUGCAACUCGGCAAUUUGUUCAUACCUUUCAUUCUCAGGAGCCAGAGAAUAAAAUUAUUCAGUAUUUGUACACACCAACUGUUGAGUGGUACUGGGAAUGUCUUCUACGACCAUGGUUUUACAGGGUGCUUGCAGUUGUUCUGGCUACAUUCUCUGUAAUUGUUGUGUGGUCAGAGUGCACAUUUUUCAGUACAAAACCUGUUUUAUCGCUAUUUGCUGUUUUCAUACAGCUGGCAGAGAAGACAUACAAUUAUAUAUACAUAGAGAUGGCUUGCUUUCUUACCAUCUUUUUCCUAAGUAUCUGUGUUUAUUCUACUGUCUUCAGGAUCCGUGUAUUUAACUAUUACUACUUAGCUUCACAUCAUCAAACAGAUGCAUACAGCCUUCUUUUCAGUGGCAUGUUAUUUUGCCGUCUUACUCCACCAUUAUGCUUGAACUUUCUGGGCUUAACCCAUAUGGAUGCAACAAUCUCUCAUAAAAACACUCAGCCAACUGCUUAUACAUCUAUAAUGGGAUCCAUGAGAGUGCUGUCCUUCAUUGCAGAUGGAUUCUAUAUAUAUUACCCAAUGCUUGUUGUAAUUCUCUGUAUUGCCACAUACUUCAGUUUAGGAACUCGUUGUUUGAAUCUCCUAGGAUUCCAGCAGUUCAUGGGGGAUAGUGAAAUGACCUCCGAUUUGAUUGAUGAAGGAAAAGAGCUAAUUAGAAGAGAGAAAAGAAAGCGACAAAGGCAGGAAGAAGGUGAAAACAGAAGAAGGGAGUGGAAGGAGCGUUAUGGAAAUAGAGAUGAUUCCACUAGAAACAGAGUUGUCCACACAGACCAAAAAGAAUCCAGCUUCUCAGAGACCCAUGCCAGUAGGACACUAUCAAAAUAUACCCGAUCAAAUGGUAGAACUGAAAGAGACAGAAUAGAACUCCUCCAGGAUGCAGAACCUUUGGAUUUUAAUGCAGACUCCAUUAAUGAUGAUCCUCUGGAGUCAGAUUCAGGAAGGUACCAGCCUGGUGGAAGAUAUCUGUCAAUGUCUCGAAGCAAAAUAUUUGAUGAUGUCUAAACUCUUCAAAGCUGAAGGAAAUUCAGUGGAGAUGUAUUUCCUACUCACUGCUUGAAAAAUACUGUAUGUACAGUAUAUCACCAAACCAGAAAAGACAUUCGAAAAAAAAGAAAAUGAAGGAACAACUUUGGAAAUGCAUCUCUAGGAUAACUUUACUAGUUACGACAAGAAUAUGCUUCUUCUGUUGUAGAUAUUGGUGUGCAUCAGUGUGGGCUUUUGUGUCAUGACCAAAAGGAGAAACCUAUUAAUUAAGUUAGUAGAGAGUAAAUUUCAUAAAUAUACCUGGGGCUCAACUUGAACUAUAACACUGUAAGUUUUAAGAAGGGGAUAUUUUGGAAGGAAUUUUUUUGUAUUUUAACAGAUGCUGUGAGAGCAUCUUAAUGCAUCCAAAGUGCAGUUAUACCAAUUACUAUACUAAACACUUUCUAUAAGUUUUCUAUUUGUACUUUAUGCCUAGUCCAAAAUCUACUGAAUUAAAUUAAGGCUUCUUUUGGCUUCAGUAGUCUUUAAAUGAGAUCAUGUAUAAACUUAAAGUUGGAAUGGCAGACAGUUUUUCAUAAAAUCAUAAAAUAUAAGUUCCAGUAUCUAUAGGGUGGCUACAAAGAAGAUGGAGAUCUCCUUUUUACAAGGAGUUGCAUGGAAAAGAAGAGGGGUUAUGAGGUACAAGUUAUUUCUGGAGAGAUUCCACCUGAACAAAAGAGGAAUAAAUUCACAAUGAGAACAGUCAUCCAUUGGAAUAAUCUUCCCAGGCAAGUGGUAGAUUCCCCAGCGUGGGGCAUUUUUAAGAACUGGCUGGACAGGGUGCUGGGCCAUCUUGUCUUACAUGGUGAUUUUGCCAAGAAAAGUUGGACCAGGUGAUCCUUGAGGUCCUUUGCAGCCUGGUAUUCUAUGAUUCUAUGAAAUACGUUGGCAUAAAUUUGGAGCAAGUAAUAUUGGUCAAGAGAGGCUAUAUUAUUUUUUUUCCAACAUUGUGUGCAGAUAAAUGAUUUUAGCAUGUGUAAAUAGUUGAAAUUAGUAUGGACUAGAUUUUCACUGUCGUAUGUGCAAUAGCAAGAAUACAUUAUCAAAGAUUCAGUGUCUGCUUAAGAUUUUUGCAAUUGUAACUGGUGAAAAUCUUGGCACACUAAUGUUUUUGUAACUGUAAAAGAAAUAUAAUGUGAAAAUUGAGCUAAAUGCUGAAACAUUAUCAUUUUCACAAACCUCAGGCACGGCUUCAAAUUGUAGAGUAUUUCUUUAAAAGAAGGGAAAUGCAUAGCAUGACUAGGUAAUGGUAAACACUUCUAAUAUCCCAAAUGUCCUGACUGCAUUAUGUAUUGUUUUUAAGGUGCCUGUAUUUUGCAGUAAGUUGUUGCAAAACAAAUAAUGCUUAUUCAUUUGAAUGCCAUUCAGAAAUGCCAAUUAUUAACAGUGUAAAAAAGCUUCACAUUAAUUUCAUCGGUGUAGAUACAUUUUUAAACUGUAGUUAGUGGAAUGAAUCUUCAAAUGUAAUCAUAAGCUAGAGGAUGUGGUCAAACUCAUGGUGUCUUUGGAAAUUUGAUUAAUUUAAAAUGUUGCUUUAUUGCAAUUUGUCUUAAGUCUUUGCCACUUGGGAGUUUCCUUAUGUGCUUUUUGCAAAGUUAUGUUGACAAUGGAAAGAGAACGUGUUUUUAUCAUAAAUUAUUUAUCAUGCUUAAUAAACAGACAUCCCUUAAAAGCAGCUAGGAGCUAGUAAUUCUGAAAAGUAACUUUUCAUGAAUGAGAUAUUAUACUAAUUUUUUUAAAUAGUCUUUGUUUUCUGAAGUAAUUGUUAAUGGGGAUCUAACUACCUCCUGUGAUUUAGUACAUCAUGUGUUCUAACAGUAGUGGUAUUUGUAAAAUAUUGAUCUGCCUGUUAUAAACACUGAACUGUUACUAUGAAGGAGCAAGAAUACUCUAUUGGUAUAGAUAUAAUUAUGUCAAUAAAUUGACAGACAUAAAAUAAUCGUCAGUUCUGUUCUUAGGUGAAUACACUUGACAACAGCAUGCCCACAUGUAUUCAAGCUCAUGCAAUUUCCAGGUUACCUGGAAACCUUACAGGUUACCUGUAAGGAGGCACUGUUUUGUUUUGGGGUUUUUUUUUAGGUUGGGUAUUUCAUGUAUUGUAAAAGCUUAAUCAGAAUCUUAUGACUGUAUCAGAGAAUCAAAGUUGAGAAAAAUCAGGCUUUUCAUUCAAAAUUUCUUUAGAAACUUUAUGUUAGGACCUUUUAAUUUCAGAUCUUGGAAGUGCUAUCCUAAAUUCAGCCAUACAUUAAAGGGGUUGUGUAUGUUCUUGGUCAUCCAUCUUCUUAGAUGAUUUGAUAUUUCUAUUUUUAAAAUUUCAAUCCAAUUGCCCAAAAGUUCAUAUGUAAAAAUCUUUGGAUGAACUAUGGUUCAAGUUCUUUGGUUUAACUUCUGAAAUGUCACUACAAAGGGAUCUAAUUAAGUGCUAAUGGGAAAAAAA
Calypte anna (Anna's hummingbird) is the source of this 4811-nucleotide messenger RNA. RefSeq names its product LMBR1 domain containing 2 (gene LMBRD2). Lineage: Eukaryota; Metazoa; Chordata; Aves; Apodiformes; Trochilidae. The transcript is spliced from 18 exons. Gene Ontology annotation, biological process: adrenergic receptor signaling pathway. The record is from RefSeq and is a predicted model, not a curated record. The coding region runs from base 287 to 2353 and encodes 688 amino acids. Gene Ontology annotation, cellular component: membrane.